Messenger RNA from Nilaparvata lugens (brown planthopper), 6310 nucleotides. RefSeq names its product myotubularin-related protein 4. Gene Ontology annotation, molecular function: metal ion binding; protein phosphatase binding; phosphatidylinositol-3,5-bisphosphate 3-phosphatase activity. Bases 227 to 2746 code for a protein of 839 amino acids. NCBI's taxonomy places the organism in Eukaryota, Metazoa, Arthropoda, Insecta, Hemiptera, Delphacidae. Gene Ontology annotation, biological process: regulation of autophagy; dephosphorylation. The record is from RefSeq and is a predicted model, not a curated record. The transcript has 16 exons.
ACUUACUUACAUCUAGAGUGAGGUGCCAGAAAUUGUCACUUUUUACUUUUUACUAGGUAAUUAUUAUUUAUUAUCUAGUUUUUGUGUGAGCUGUUGAACACAAUAAAGUGAUUUGCAAAUAAAUACUUCGGUCUGGAAUCAUUUCAGGAAUGUGGAUCAUUUGAAAACAAAAUUUAAUAUUGAAGUCAAUCAUCGUAAUCCCAUUUGAUUAUCUCUACCAAAGAGAAUGGGUGAAGUAACUGACUCAGAUGACUCAACACAUCGAAUUGAUAUUGGUGCUCACACUGAAAGCUCGCUUAGCUCAGACUCUAUGUUUCAUAUGAGAGCUAGCGAGCUUUAUCCGAAAUGUGAUCUAAUCAAAGAUCAAGAGACUGUGAGUUUGCCUUUCGAACCACUGUGCGGAGAAGAUGUCAAAUUUCUUGGGCAAGUGAAUGGAGGGGUCGCUGCCCUUUCAAACUACAGAUUCCUCUACCAUUCGUUCUCCAAAGAUUUAUGUUACAUAAUACCCAUCGGUGUUAUUGAACAAGUAGAGAUAAAAGAACUGACUAUUAUUCAAAUCAGUUGUAAGGAUGUACAGACCUUCAGAUGCGCCUUUUCUACUCCUGAGUCAUGUGUUGAGUGGCACAAAAGACUUACAAAUGCUAUAGUCGUUCCCAAGGAUUUAGACGAAAUAUUUGCAUUCGCGCAUUACGCUUGGGCUGGGGAGGAUCUGGGAGAUGACCUGCCACCUUAUGUAUGCGAUAAAGGUGAUUUAAAACUUGAUAAGAUGGAAUUGGAGUCUUUCAAAUCUGAAGUGGAGAGGAUGAAUUUCAACGUGACCAGCGAAGGACCAUGGCGCAUUUGUGUAGCAAACAGAGAUUUUGAAUUAUGUAAAACGUAUCCGCGUUAUCUUUUAGUGCCAGCUGCUGUAUCCGAUACGGAUUUAGUUGAAGUAGCCAAAUUCCGAAGUUCAAAACGUGUGCCUGUCGCUGUUUACAGAUCUGAAGACCUCAUAGGUAGCUACAAUAAAAAUUAUUCUUAUUCUGUUCUAUUCUAUUAUAUUGUAAAGUCAAAAACUUGUUACCGUAUUCAAUAUGAUGAUUGUUGCGGUGAUUUUCAGAAACUGCUGAUCGUCGAUGCCAGAUCGUACAGUACAGCCGUUGCUAAUAGAGUGCGAGGGGGUGGAUGCGAGUACCCUGAAUAUUAUCCGCAUUGCGACAUCAAAUUCAUGAACUUGGCCAACAUCCACGCCGUUCGCAAGAGCUUCCAGGCGCUGCAAGUUUUAUGUGCCAUGCCCGCUGAUGAAGCAAAUUGGUUCAUAAGCUUGGACAGUACCAAAUGGCUGCACUAUAUAUCAGGAUUGUUGGCGGCAGCCGUUACUGUAUUCUCAGCUGUUGAAGAUAAUGGGCAACCCGUAGUGGUACACUGUUCCGACGGAUGGGACCGGACCCCUCAGAUUGUGUCACUUGCUGAAAUUCUAUUGGAUCCCUACUAUCGCACCGUCAAGGGGUUCCAAGUACUUGUGGAACGAGAAUGGAUAGCUUUCGGCCAUAAGUUUGCCUCGCGCUGUGGUUUCACGGACGAUACCAACGAUCGCUCUCCUGUAUUCCUGCAAUGGUUAGAUUGCAUUCAAAACAUUCAUCGCCAGUAUCCAUGUGCGUUUGAAUUUUCAUUGAGCUUCUUGAUGAAACUAGCGCAGCAUGUGUAUUCAAAAUUAUUCGGCACAUUCCUAUGCAAUUCCAUUGCCGAACGUAAAAUUCUGAGUGUCGCGCAAAGAACUUUCUCUGUGUGGAAAUUGCUGGAACAACCCGAGUACCGCAAUCAUCUGUACACUCCCAACGGCGAUCAGAUUUUGAUUCCUGCAUACAGUGUGAGGGACUUGGUUGUGUGGCGCGAAUUGUUUCUUGGCUACUCCCAAGGGGAGUCGUUCUUGUCCGUUGCCUCUGGUCUGGCAAAAGCAGAUGAAUCGAUUUUUGAUGGCGACAGUGUAGCAGGUAAAGCCGUAAAUGGGCAUGGCACUGGCGCACUCAAACUCGGUGACAUUGAUUUGCCGGACGGGGCGAUGGCAAGUGGACUCAUUUCAUUCGAUUCUGUCGACGGCGAUGAGACUGAUAAUGGAUCCAAUCAGAGCUCCACUGACACCCUCGUAUCCCCUCAUAAUUUAGCUCUUAAUCCUCAAAAAUCACUGAAACCAAAGACACUAGAUGCUGCCGCUCCAGCCAUCCGAGGCUGUCAAAUCUACUGCGAACAAGUUUACAAAUUUAUUGAUCCGUUUGAUGGACUGAGCCGAGUUCGUGACGAUAUCCAGGACCGUCUUGUUCGUUUAAGUUUGGAACAUAAGGAAAGAGAGAGCGCUCUUGAACAAGAGCUGUGCCAAACAAGGGUAGCACUUCUGCACCAUCAAAAUUCUGCGUUGGCAGCUGCCGCCCCUGCCCCUCCCCCGACGGGCGAUGUUUCAGGCGAUGAUGAGCAGGGUUCCUUAUGCAGCACGGAGGUGUCUUGGGAGGCGGUGGAGGAGCCAGUGCAGACUCUGUGGGUGCCAGACCAUGCCGUCAGUCAUUGCACGAAUUGCCACAACAAAUUCUGGCUGGGCAGGCGUAAACAUCAUUGCCGAAAAUGUGGCCAAAUCUUUUGUGCGGAUUGCUCGGAAUACCUCGUCCCACUUCCAGAUCAAAAAUUGUUCGAACCUGUGAGAGUUUGUAUUUCUUGUAGACAAGAGUUGAAACAAGUUGAUAUUGUAUUUAAUGUUUCGUGGGGGAUCAAGUGAUCAUUAUUGCACUUGUUGAAUAUUUCCAUGAAGUUUUCUGUGAUUUUCGAUAAAGAAAAAAUGUUUAUAUAAUGAUGCAUUAUCAUUAAAACGUUUUAUUAAUGUAAUAUUUGAGAGAAUACCGUUUAAUUUUAAUGCUUGUAACCCCAGUCGACUAAGUUUUAAAAUUGUGUAAAGAAGUCGCAAUGUUUGAAAACUCAGAUGAUUUCUGAGAGCUCUGAUUCACGCGGGGUCCAUCUCAAACUUUUCAGAACUACUUUUCACAGUUACGGUGGCCAAUUUGAAAAAUGAAGCUGGUGUUUGCGCGCUGAGGUCAAUCUAGUUUAUCAUUAAAUUGAAAAUUUCCAUCUGUCAAGUACUUUACUUUUUAACAUCAAUAGAUUUGAAAAAAUACUUCCAUUGCAACUGAUAUCUAUCAUUGAUCAUAAGAUAGAGUUUUCGGUACAAGUAUUCUAGUCAUUCUCCAAUUCAGUAAGGAAACUUCACAUAAUUAGCUUUACAUUUUCGAUGAAAUUGGAAUUAUUAGAUUUCUAUAUUACUUUCUACUUUCGUGUUUCUAUAUUGUUCUCUCCAUUGCAAACUAAAAAAGUAUUACAAAAUUCUGUUGAUCGUUAACUAAUUCACGAUUAAUUUAUUUCAGUUAUGAAUAAAGUAAUCAAUCUUAAAGAAUUAUAAGAAAUAAACAUUAAAGUAAACGGUGUUCUCAUCAAUAUUUCUUCUUUAUCUAGUUUCUCGUGUAAAUACACGUUUGCAGUUUGAUUCAAUGUUAAAACUUUAAUGUUUCAUAGAAUUAUUAUUGUUGUAGCUCUCCGUUCAUAAUUUAUUGUAAUUAGAAUUAAUAAUCUUUGCUUAAUGAAUAGCUUCUUUUUGUUGAUAAAUUUUAGUAUUAUUAGUAAUAAUUAAUUGAGAUGCGUUGCCACCAAGAUACCAUUGGUAUUUUCCAGUUCUUACAAAUGUCAAGAAAGUAAUAGGCUACUUCCAUUGCUUUACUGGGCUCAAAUCGAUUAGAAUUAAUAUUUGGCCAAAAAUUACAUUAUCUUGUAAGCUUUGUAAGUUGUUCUACUCCUGUGCCCAAUUCAUGGAUUGGUUAUAUUCCUUGAAUCAAUUUUUAUUUCUGUUAUCAAUUUUUGUUCUCAAUCUAUUUAAUUCUCUGAAAAUUUUUCAUUCCUUAAUUCAAAUAUAUAUUACGUUAAGUGUUUGAAAACAUCUUUCCAGUUUCUAGCAUUAAUUAAAAAUUCAAUUCAAUGAAAUAAGACAUUAAUAAGUAAAAAAAAAGAAUUAGAAUUGUUUUUUCAAUUAACAAAAAAUGGAAAUAACUAUGUUUAGGUGGUAUCACCUUGGUAUCAGGACUACUCAUCUCAAUUAAUUAAGUCAGUUGAUUAUCUUUACUCUUAAUUUUGAGUUACCUUAAUUGUUGUUUAUCUGUAUUCUUUUUGGUUUCGAUUAAAGCGAAAAUUUCAAAGACUGACAAAAUGCUCUUCUCGAAAUGUUGUAGCAAAAUGUUAAUUUUUCUAUUGUCUAUUUUUUAAAUGUCUUUUUUCGCUAAAAUCGUUAUUGUUAUAGUUGUAUAUUUUCUCUAUUCGGGGAAUGUGUUUCACUGACUUAGUCAUUAGUUUGAAAUCACUUUAGAAUUAAGAUGUUAUUACAACCAUAGAACAACUGGAGACGCCUUGCCUCGGAAUGGAAAGCGACUAAAAAUCUUGAAGAGCUACAUUAAAUUUUGACUGAUGAACUCGUUCAUAAUGUUAAUUAGUCCCACUAACCAUCAAAUUAUUGGAUUGCCUUAACAAUCGUUAGGCUAUUUGAAAACUAUAAUAUUCGUUCAUCUCGUUCAAAAUUUCAUAUUUGUAUUCAAGAUUUUCCCAGUAUCAGAAACACUUUCAUCUGCUGAAAUCAAUCAAAUCUAAAUGGCUCAUAUCAACUUUUCAUCUAAAAUCAUGAUUCCCAAUUAUUUCCUAUCGUAUUAAGUCAAUGAAUUUCGAAUUUCUGUAGUUUUUAUCUUGUUAUUGAAAAAAUCAACAUUUAAUUCGUCAUCCUCUACCAUAUAAAAUCAUUAUUAUUGGUUCCAUAAUCAUUGAUCUAUAAUAAAUAUUACUCUAUUUCUAUCUGAUGGAAAAACUGAAAUAGUAAGCUUUGCUUUCGCUAAAUUAAGCGGUCCGGAGUAAUAGUUGUCACCAUAAAACAGAUCGAGUAACAAGAAAGAAUAAUAUUUUUAAAAUUGAUAAUUGAGUUAUAAACCAUGACUAUUUGUUGAUUUUUUCCAAUAAAUCUUUGGUGCUGAUAACUUUAAAAUUUCCAUAGCAUUUCAUCAUAUUCCACGGUCAUUCCACUAUAAUUUCUCAUCACUUGAGUGAAUUGAAAUCAUGUAAACUUGCAACUUUUACUAAGAGAGUAGAAUUAAUCAUAUAGAAUAACGUCUGGAACGUUUGAUUGUGUAGACAACUUACUAUGUAAAAGUGCCUUAACGACACCUAAAUUUUUUUCUUUUUACCGAGAUGUGAACGAUUUCUAGUAAAACAUAAUUCAAUAAGACAAUAAGUAAUGUAAAAUAAGAGUGAACUGAUUGAACAUUUCAAUUUUAUGUUAUUAUUCGACUUUAUAAAUUUUUUGUUGCUUACAAUACUUUUAAGUUGGAUUUGCAACACACUAUUUUAAUAUUGUGCAGUAAUGUCUAUUGUGAAAAAUCAUGUCAAGUAUGCUAUGUUGUACAGAAAAUGGCAUAAUAUUUCCAUGACAUGAUUAGUCCAAAAGCAGCACUUGAAAUCAGUUCGUCAGUGUGACUUCCAUGCUCAGUUUGGAAGAUUUAUUUGCAGGUUCUAUCUGUUCCAAUUUUACUUUGUUGCAAUUCCUAAAAUCGUUUAAGAGAAAUUAUUACAAAACAUAGUUGCAAUUCCUAAAAUCGUUUAAGAGGAAUUAUUACAAAAACAUAGUUGCAAUUCCUAAAAUCGUUCAAGAGGAAUUAUUACAAAAACAUAGUUGCAAUUCCUAAAAUCGUUUAAGAGUAAUUAUUACAAAAACAUAAAACAGUAAUUUAUGUAAAAUACACUAUCAACAGAUACAGUCAAAUAUUUGUAAAAAAGAGUGUAAUGACUUAUCAGUUGGAUAGUGAGUAAAUGGCACUUUAUUGACAGUUAAAGUCAAUUUUUUGUAAAAAAGUGUCAUGACUAAUAUUAUCAGUUGGAUAGUGAGUAAAUGGCACUGUAUUGACAGUUAAAUUCAAGUUUUUGUAAAAAAAGAGUGUCAUGACUAAUAUUAUCAGUUGGAUAGUGAGAUUUUAUAAGAUAUAAUGUAAUAGUUUAUCGGGUGUUUUGUUGUUGCAAGAUUUUGAUUACCAAGUAUUUGAUUAGUCUUCGUUAUUACUUUGUAAUGUAUCUUAAAUAAGUGAUUAUGUAAUGUAUUGAAAGUGCUCGUCAAAGAUCCAGUAAUGUUUUUCACUGUCAUUUUGCUAAAAAUUAUUUAGGAGAUAACUUGCGUUGAUGCAAAUUGUAAGGAUCUGUAUUAAAUUGAAUAGCACAGUUGGUUCGUGGUUACAUUAUGUUCUAAUAAAAUUGAUUUACUAUGAAA